AUGGAUUCGGAUUUGGAUAAAUGGAUAUCGAAUGUUAUAGACGACCCAGCUCUCGACGAGAAGGAGUUUGAGCUUCUAUGCUCUAAAAACGGCAAAACAUUUAGCAUCCAUAAACCAAAUGGAGCUGGAGCUGUCUUCUCUGCUACGAGGGAUGAUCCGAUGAGCCUUGUUAAGAUGACCCCACCUUCAAUCAAUCAAACCCCACCCGCACCUCCUGGGCCUGAUUUCAGUUCUAAGCCUAUAGAAGGUUGGAUCGAUUUAGAAAAUACAGCCAUUCCACAUCCUGCUCGGAGGGAAAAAAAAGACCAGCUAGCAGAUAAAGCUAUCUCACAAUCGAUUCUUGAGUGGCUUGCCGAGAGGAAUGAGCCGCAAAACCUGAUAAUAUUCAGUGCAGAUGUAGGUUUUGGUGCUAUGUUAGAUAGGGCUGGUGCAAUUGCGGUUGUUAGGGCUUUCAUGAUUUGUGAAUUUUGUGAGCUUGGGUUUCUGGGUUUUGAAUUGUUCAAACUCACUCAUUGUUUGCUGUUUUUUUUUGUUUUUCUUCAUUUUCCAUAUGCGGAUUUCUUCUGGAAUGCUCAAAUUGCUGAUUUUGGUACAGUACUUGCUGGACUCGCCUUCAUGUUUUCUUCUAGUAUCCUCCUACAGAUUGUGGCGUGCGCGAUAUAUAGUAACUGGUGGCCAAUGCUAUCAGCACUCAUGUAUGUGGUUGUGCCAAUGCCGUGUAUGUUCUUUGGAGGAGGCUCAACCCAAUUCCUUAUUAGUCGAGAUGGUGGAGGGUGGAUAGAUGCAGCUAAGUUCUUGACAGGAGCAUCGACCGUGGGGAGCUUGGCGAUCCCAAUCAUAUUAAGGCAUGCACAGAUGAUCGAGACCGGUGCAAUGCUCAUUGAGUUCACAUCCUUCUUCAUAUUCAUUUGCACCGUCAUGUGUUUUCACCGGGCUAGCCUCGAUGAUGAUUGGGUAAGAAAGAGAAACCCUCUCAACCUUCUCUUUACAGUCACCGGCGAUCAGGUCAAGAGUAGAUCUCCGGUUAUCACAACUUUUUUCAGUCAAAGACAUUGCCAUGAUAGACAUCAAAGCCCAAGAUUUCCUGGACUUGUCUUGAUGUUUUCAUCUACUAUCUUCCUUCAGAUCCUGGCGUGCGCCAUAUAUAGUAACUGGUGGCCAAUGCUAUCAGCGGUCAUGUAUGCGGUUGGGGUUGUGGCUGUGGCUAUGCCUUGUGUUCUCCUUGGACGAGGAUGCUCAAACCAAUCCCUAACUGAUCCAGACGGUAUAGGGAUAGGGUGGAUGGAAGCAGCUGAGAUGUUGGAAAAAAGGGAAAGAAAAGGUGCAGCUAAGUUCUUGACCGGAGCAUGUACCGUGGGAGGCCUCGCGAUACCGAUCAUAUUAAGGCACGCGCAAAUGAUCGAGACCGGUGCAAUGCUCAUAGGCUUCACAUCCUUCUUCAUAUUCAUUUGCACUCUCAUGUGUUUUCACUGGGCUAGCCUCGGUGAUGAUUCUUAG
Messenger RNA from Microthlaspi erraticum, 1497 nucleotides. Lineage: Eukaryota; Viridiplantae; Streptophyta; Magnoliopsida; Brassicales; Brassicaceae. The record is from the annotation of a GenBank genome assembly.